Molecule: messenger RNA, 3182 nt
Organism: Notolabrus celidotus (New Zealand spotty)
Lineage: Eukaryota; Metazoa; Chordata; Actinopteri; Labriformes; Labridae
Product: nuclear factor 7, brain-like
Exons: 1
Coding region: 136-1548 (470 amino acids)
Molecular function (GO): zinc ion binding; protein binding
Source: RefSeq, a predicted model, not a curated record
ACAGUGUUCAGACGCCAUUACAGUGUGUGAGAGCUCGGCUGAUAAACACAGAAUCGAAGUGCUGGAAUUAAUGCUGAGAACAAACGUUAACUCGGUGAGUCUGAGAUAUUUAAAAAGGAGUUAGAUACCAAAAAGAUGUCUGAAAGGGCUCUUUUAGAGAGUUUCCUGAACUGCCACGUGUGUGCAGAGACUUUCACAGAUCCUGUGUCUCUGAGCUGCAACCACAGGUUCUGUUCAAGCUGCCUGCAGAAAUUCUGGGAACAAAGUAAGAACAAGAACUGUCCCAUCUGUAAAAGAAAGUCAUCAAAAGAGGAUCCAGGAGUAAACUUUGCACUGAAAGAACUGUCUGACUCGUUUGCUGGGAGACUGAAAGUGGGAUCAUCUGAGACAGAAAAAGGAGAGAAGAAGGUGGAGGUGGUGUGUAGUAAACAUCAAGAAGUGCCUAAACUGUUCUGUAAAGAUGAACAGAGAGCUGUGUGUCCUGUCUGUGAGUUUUCUCUCCACCAGAGUCACACUGUGGUUCCUGUAGAUCAAGCAGUCAGGGAGCUGAAGGAGCAGCUGAAACCUGACUUAAAGUCUCUACAGGACAAGAGGAACAAAUACAAACAAGUGGAGGAAACAUACAAAGAAGUGAUUCAACACUCCAAGAAGCAGCUGUUAACCACAGAGAGGAAGAUCAGAGCAGAGUUCAACAAGCUCCACCAGUUCCUGAAAGAGGAAGAGGAGUCCAGACUGACAGCUCUGAGGGAGGAAGAGGAGAAGAAGGAGAAGACUAUCAUCAGAGAGAUGAAGAGGAUUCAGGAGCAGAUCUCCUCUCUGUCAGACAGUAUCUGUGCUGUUGAAGAAGACCUGCAGAAACACAACAUGGCCUUCCUCAGCAGUUAUAAACCCACUCAGACCAGAGCCAGAGUCCAGUGCUCAGAGUCAGAUCCACAGCUGGUCUCAGGAGCGCUGAUAGAUGAGGCCAAACACCUGGGCAACCUGUCCUUCAGAGUCUGGGAGAAGAUGAAGGACUGGGUCCACUUCAGUCCGGUCAUUCUGGACCCAAACACUGCAGGCCGCUGGCUCUAUCUGUCUGAUGAUCUGACCAGUGUGAGACAUGGAGACACAAAGCAGAAACUUCCUGACAAUCCAGAGAGACACAUUAAGUAUGCCUCGGUUCUGGGCUCUGAGGGCUUCAGCUCAGGGAAACACAGCUGGGAGGUGGAGGUGGGAGACCAUCCUGACUGGAAUGUAGGUUUGGCUAGAGAGUCAGUUAACAGGAAGGGGGAGAGAUUUGCUUCACCAGAAUAUGGAUUCUGGUGUUUAUUGCAUCGCAGUGGAAAAUACACAAAUGGUCUUGGUGAGACUGUCACAGUGAAGAAGAGUCUCCAGAGGAUCAGAGUCCAGCUGGACUAUGACAGGGGGGAGUUGUCCUUCUACGACCCUGAAGACAUGACUCACAUCUACACUCACAGAAACACUUUCACUGAGAGAGUCUUCCCAUAUUUCAGUAUUGGAAAGUCUGGUGAUGCUAAAACUUGUGAGCUCAAAAUGUGUCAAAGGUAGAUUGGUGUGAUGUUCAGGGAGGGCGGUGAGGUCUGACUGAUUGAUUCAUGUCGUCAUCAUGGAGGAGGUUUUUCUUCCUGUUACUAAUAAUUCCAGUUCUUUCUUUAAAGCUGAGAAUCAUUUGAUUUGAAGGAACAUGAAGAAAAUGUAGAAAACACAUUUGGACUCUUUCAGUGUCGGACAUGGUGGCACACAUUGUUUAGUUCUUGAAGAAUCCAGAAAAUAUUCCAGAGACACAGAAUAAGCUGAUCUACAAAAGUCGGCUUUAUUAUUGAUGUGAAGCAGUUUAGCUGGAAAUGUUUGAUGUGAUGGAAACAUGCUGAAAGAACUGGAACCAUUUAGAUUCCAUAGAAUCAUUUAGAUCAUUAAAUACUUGAUAUGAAUAUUUUUGAUUCAAUCAUUUAACAUUUCUAUAUUUUCUCUGAUUUUUGCAACAUUUGGAUUUUAUUGGAUUCAACCAAAACUUUACAUUUUUAAUUUCAAAGUUUUAAAAGUAGAUCUGUAAAUAAGUCUGUAAAUAAUCUCUGUCAAAAUAUUCACUUUUUUAUGUUUUCCCUGGAAAAAAAAAUAUUUUUGCUGAAAAAAACAGUGAGCGUUGAUUUAAUAUUUCCUUGUAUUUUUAAUACUUUAUUUUAUUUCAUCAUUACUUUUCAUCUUUUAACUUCAAGGUUUUUAAAGUAAAUUGAAAAAAUACCUAAAAAUAUUUUUUUAUAACACAUGCAACAUUUUUUAUUUACAAAAAAAAUAUGUUUUUUUUAAGUUUUGUUUUUGUUUAAAAAAAAAUAGAAAAAAGUGAGCGUUGCUGUAAUAUAACAUUUUUGUUAUCUUUCCAUCAUGAAACACAGAUUAGUCAUAUUUCUUUAAUUUCAGUAUCUCAUGUUAAUUUAGACAAAAAAACUCAAAUUGAUUUCAUACUUUUGUUUCUUUAUCGUCAAAAGUUGUAGAGAAAAUGUUCACUUCUGUUUGACGAUGUUUGUGUUUGUGUCUCAGGUUCAAUUCAAAUCAGAGGAUCCAAAAAAAUCACAAGACAUUUUCUAAACUGUCACUGAGGUUGUGAGAAUAACAGCUGCUCUGAAAUAUCAUUUCUCUGAUCUGAGAAUGAGUUUGAUGUUUUGAUUUCACUCUUGUUCUUGACAGAUCAUUUGAACCAGGACUUGUUCUUCACAUUUUCUCUCCUUUUAGUGGUUAAAGCUGAAAGUGAAGUCAACACUUUCACCUGGAUUGUCAGAAGUCUCCGUUCUAAAGCGCUGAGCUUUUCUUUGAAAUGUGGGUGUUGAUAGUUUCCAAAGUGUCUGGCUGUGCUCACUUCAGUCUUGAUGUGAACAUGAAUCUGUGUUUUCAGGAUUUCAAAGCAGCUUUUAUUUCAUCAUUUCUGGACUUUUAUUGUGAAAGAGCUGACGUGUGUUCCUGUGAGUCGAUGAGAACUGUCACUCAGAUGUGAAACAACCCAUCAGCACAUGAGUGUGUGUUUGAAGGACUUCAGGACUCACUCUGGAUCACUGUGGAUUCACUUGAUGUUGUUUUCAAUCACUUGUAUGUUUUGUUUGUGCUUAGUGAAUCCUCUGCUCCAAACCUGAAUGACUUCAUUCGUGUCCUGACUUCCUUCUAUCAAUAAAACUCUGUCCUGCAGUGAA